Ochotona curzoniae (black-lipped pika) is the source of this 4129-nucleotide messenger RNA. RefSeq names its product paired immunoglobin like type 2 receptor alpha (gene PILRA). The transcript has 3 exons. NCBI's taxonomy places the organism in Eukaryota, Metazoa, Chordata, Mammalia, Lagomorpha, Ochotonidae. The record is from RefSeq and is a predicted model, not a curated record. The coding region runs from base 277 to 1314 and encodes 345 amino acids. Gene Ontology annotation, molecular function: MHC class I protein binding.
GAAGGCGGUCCCAGUCCGCCAAGCUUAGCCUCAGGCCUCAACAUCAGAUGGGGCUGGACACCCUGGGACACGGCUGGCUCAGCCCUGGCCACAACGCAGGCCCUUGUGCAAGACAGGAAAAGCAGCCGGAAUUAAGAAGUGAGCACAGGCGUCCCUGCAUGGGAGUGUAAGGCCGUGGGUUGCACCCAGUGAUCCCAUGCUCGACUCCGUGUGUGCUCUAAGCACACUGCCCUGCCUGUCACCCUGCUGUCCUCAUCUGUGGCUGGAGUGUCAGCCAUGGCCACGGUCCUACUGCAGUCCCUGCUGGGCCUGCUGCUGCUGCUGCUGCUGCCAGCGCCACUGCCAGGGCUCCUUCAAAAAGAGAACUCAGCUGGAUCCACUUCCUUUGGAGUCUCCCAACCAGAACACCUCUCAGCGCCCAUUGGUGGCUCCGUUGAAAUCCCUUUCUCCUUCUGGUAUCCCUGGGAAUUGGCUGAGAAUCCUCACACGAAUAUAAGCUGGAGAAAAGGCAACUUCCAUGGGGAGUUUAUCUACCAACACACUGAGAGCUUCACACACAAGAACUACAGCAACAGGCUCUCCCUGAACUGGACACCGGGGCAGAAGAAUGGCUCCCUCAGGAUCUCUAACCUGCAGCGCAAGGACCAGUCCAAGUACUUCUGCCGAGUGGGGCUGAACACACGGACACACGGCUGGCAAGUGUGGCAGUCCAUCCCAGGGACCUUGCUCAUCACCACUCCUGCCAUCAAGACUACCACUCAAAGAACCAAAAGGAGGACCACCACUACAGCUACCACAACCACUACAACCAUAACAGCCACUACAACCACCAUCAGGGUCACAGUGGGCAGAGAGCAUCCAGGAUCACAGCUGAGUCUGGAAGCUGUGGUCGGGCUGGUAGUGGCCACUACUGUGCUCAUAACUGCCAUUGUGGCACUGCUGGUCUUCGUCAGGUGGAAGAAAAACAAAGGUAAGCAGUCCAAAACACCAUCCCCGACACCCAGGCUGCCCAAAUACAAGACUGUCAGACUCACCAGCACCACAGUCACUCAGGGCAGCUCCUGCAACCACGUGUCAGGAUGGUCCAAUUCCACUAAGUCACGAACUGUGGCCUGUGCUUGGGGACCCAUAUCUGUCACAGGCUCCUCAAGUGUGGGUUGUGGGAGAUGCAAGUGGGAACCACCCAUCCUGCCACACAGUCCCACCACUUGCCAUGUAUCUCUUGCCUCCAUUCUCCUCCAUCCUCUCCUUUGGUUCACUGUUAGGAGUGGGGGUUGGGAGUUGGUGGGGACCUGCACUGGACAAGUGAGGUGACAGCAGAAGGGACACAGAGUUGGCCCAGCUCAGCUCAGCAAGCUCUGGGUGAAGCCCCCAACCAGGGCCUGGCUCCACACCAAUAUACAACAGUAGAUGCAGCACAGGCUGCCUUGGGGAACUCAGCUGGUGGAGGGACACGGGUCUUGGGGUCAGAGAGCUCAUUUGUAAAGGGCUUCAGUUGCAAGAGUGGGCACCUGGAACGACUUCCCACAGGAAGUGACAAAGACAAAAAUUCAAAGAACAAAAAGUGAGCAGUAGUCAUUUGGCAUCGUGGUGGUUCAAUGCCUCUUAGGAUGCCCACCUCUCACACAGCUGUGGCUGCGUUCAAGGCCAUGGAAGGCAGCAGGUCAUGGACCCAGCACACAGCUUCCUGCCACCCUGUGGAGGAGCCUCCCUGGAUUCCUAGACAUUGCCUUUGUCCUGGCCCUGACACAGCUGGGAAAAUGGGAAUUCACCAAUGGGAAGGAACACUGCCUCCUUGCUUCUCAGUCACCCUGGAUUCUGAACAAAUAGGAAGUAAAUGGACUCCAAGCAAACAGAAGAAUGAUCAGGGAGCAGGCAGGGUGCUGCAGAGGCCACUCACUGGCCUUCCAGGAGCAGACCCACUCCUGGAAAUGCAGGGGUGCCAGGGCUGGAGGCAACGCAGGAGCAGAGAGAGAAGUUCCUGACUCUCACACCUAAGAGCUUUCCAGGGCCAGAGACAGAGAGAGCUGGAAAGGGGCAGCCCCAGUUCCAGCUGUGGACACGGUGCCGGGCUGCAGCAGAGGGGCCACAGGUGGGCAGGCACACGGGGGGAAGGGUAGGCCCUAGAAAAGCUGAAGCAGUAAACCCAAGAAGGGGGUGAUGACUAGACUGACAUGGCCAUGAGGGAGUGGGGUGAGUCCCACAUUCCAACCCAGCUGAACGAGGCUGAGAAAAAAAAUGACUAAAUGGAAAGUACACAGGGAACAAAGCAAGCCCCUGUGUCCAAGGCACAGAUGCCGCCUCCAGCUUGGGUCCCCUCACACUGGAGGUGUUGGCCUGACUCUGAGCAGAGUCCACCAGAAAGUCAGAUGUGUGUACUUCCAGCUCAGAGGAGAGGUCAGGGCUGCAGCAUUCACUGUUCAUGCCCCAACAUCCUCCUCCUCUAGCAAUGACUCUGAAGUCAGUGUCCAUCUCAACUCUGGCUCAGGCCACUUUGAAGCAUCUCCUGUCCCAUCAGCUCUUGACGCACAAAGGGGCAGAGACUGUCGUCUGACAACCUGCAGGCACCCUGGCGUCACUGCCCAUCAGGGAAGCUUUGGUGCCAGGUACAGAUGAGCAGCCCCAACCCCAGGUGGGGUGGUUCUGAAGGCCACGGCAGCACAGUUAGAUCCUGCAGAGCAAGCACUGUGACCAUGAGCACGCACAAGGAGUAAGCUGCAGUCACUAAACUGAUGAUGCCAUAGUCACAUGCUAAUGAAGAGAUAAACCCAAGGAAGGAAGGAGAGAAAUCCAGAUAAAUCCAGAUAAAAACACACAAGAUGCUUGUGGUUAAUUAGCACAUAAGUUAGUUCUGAUAGACUAAAAAUCCAGCUUUUUUAAUUCAAUCAUGAAACAGGCCAUUCCAUACAUAUAGCUCAAAACACUUGGCUGCCAGAUGGGAGAAAGGUAAAUUUGUAACAUUCACUCUUUUCUCCGAAUUUACAUCAAUAUUAACUCCACAGUUAUCAAAUAUUUAAGUGAGGAAAUAACUGACCAUAGCAUUACAAGAAAAACUGUGAGACUGUUUUAUAACAGAAGAGUAGAGAAAAAUCUGCCCCCUGAAGACAGAAAACCCAAGUUACAGUAGUCAUCCCGAAUCCAAAAGGCUGGCAGGCAUUGAAGGGAAAUCUGACAGCCACAAGGAAGUGUGGUGCACAGAUUCCACUCGCUGAGGAACCCACACCUGUACAAGCCUCUUAUGUUUGGGGUUUCACAACAGUUUUAACCAUUUGUGUUUACAAACCUUACAAACUUGUGUUGAUAAGGAACUGUAUUCAGCUACCAGUACCCAAGAUGAGAAGCACCAGGGGCUUCAGUAAGACUUUCUCUUCUAAAAGGAUCUGAAGGCAGACAUCAGAGGCCACCAACCUUAAGCACUCAGGCUCCUGCCUAUCUGCUUCCAGGUCCUUCAUCUUCAUCAUUUUUGAGUUUCAAACUAGAAACAAAAAAAAAGAGGACAAAAAGGAUUAUGUCCCAAUCACCUGUUUAUCCUACUAAAGAGCCUUCCUGAAUGUUCCACUCACAAUUUCUAUUGUAUCUUAUCAGGUAGAAUUUAGUCCUCCAUGUCCUGCAUCUGUCUGUUGGGGAACACAAUGCCACCCCAAACAGGGAUCAACUUUCUGUCAUGUAGCUUAAAAGACUCAAAGGAUACUAGGAUGGUCAGCAGCACUCCCUGCCAUCCAGGAUUUGAGACUUGUCAGCCUAGAACCACAGGAAGCCAAGGAGUUAGUGAGGCAGCAUGAAUACAGAGAAGGGUCAGCAGGCAGCUAGAUGAGUGGAAACAGAGUGUGUUGUCAAGGAACAUGAGUUCAUUGAAGUUACAAAGCAGUUGUAGAGGAAUAAUGACAAAGACAGCUGGAAGACUUUCAAGCUCAUUCUAUGCAGUCAGCUGUAUCCUGGAGCCCAAGCCCGACACAGACACUUUGCCUGCUACCAAAGUGGAGGGGUGGGCUGGUGGAGAAGCUAAUGCCAACAUUCUUGAAUGCUGAUACAAAUCCUGAACAAAAUACCUGGAAGUCAUACUCAACCACCCGUUAAAAGGGUUAUACACCAUAAACAGGUCGAAUUUAUUCCUGAAAUACAAAGUUGG